AUGACUAAAAAAGAUAAAUCAAAAUCGAAGACAACAUCAGUGGCAGAGAAAGAAAAGAAACCAGUAGAGAAAGUAAAUGAACAUGAAGAUGAUGAAGAAUAUGAUUAUAUAAAAAUCCCGCCUGAUGGUGGCUACGGUUGGGUCGUUCUUAUUGCCUGCUUUUUAAUCAAUAUGAUUAUUGAUGGGUUCCUGUAUGCUUUUGGAGCAAUUUCUGAUGACCUUAAAAAACAUCACAAAUGUAAAGAAUGGGCUGUUUCUCUUGUCAUUUCGAUUGCCUGUAGUUGCUACUUACUCAGCGCACCACUCGCUUCGGCUCUAUGCAAUAAAUGGGGUUGUCGACCGAUUGGUAUUAUUGGUGGCAUAAUCGCAGCGGUAGCUGUUGCAGCUUCAGUUUUUGUACCGAAUAUUCAGCUCAUGUGGUUAUUAUUUGGUUUCAUUGGCGGAAUUGGUAUGGGCCUCGUUUAUUUGCCAAGUAUUGUCAUGGUUGGAUAUUAUUUCGAUAAAAAACGUGCAAUCGCCACUGGCAUUGUCACCGCUGGUACUGGUAUCGGUUCAAUCACAUUUGGACCUCUAUCACGUUUUUUAUUUGACCAAUUCGGCUGGAAAAAAGGUCUUCUCAUCCUUUCUGUCAUUCUCUUGGGCUGUGUUGUUUGUUGUGGAUUCAUGAAACCUCUAAAACCAGUUCGCAAGCGACGUGUUUUGCCUGAUAUCGAGUUAUCGACUGAAGCUAAUACAGCUAAUCCAACGGUUACAGCUCCUUUGCUCAGUGAUAAUAAAGAGGCCAAUGAUAACGCUGUAUCAUCUCCUACACAUCAUUCCCAUGAACAUUUGGACAUCUGUUUAUCUUCGAUAGACAAGCGACCUCGAGCUAGUUCAGUUGGUUCAACCAAAUCAAGAAAAAGCAUCAAAGCUGAAGAUGCAAUCCGUCCUAUGUAUCAAGAGGAUAUACUCUAUCCAGGAAAUGUACAAGCACUACCGGAAUAUAAAGCACAACCGGAUUUGCCUACGUAUAUACAAGAGACAACAAAAGUACCGGAGACAGAAAAACCACAACGAAUGAAAGCAUUUUGGGAUACAUUUCUAAAGAUGACCAAUAUACAGGUUCUAAAUGAUAAUAAAAUGCGUCUUAUUUCAUUGGUGAGUAAUAAUCAAAAUCAAAUGAUAACUUUCAAUGUCUAA
This is a messenger RNA of Rotaria sp. Silwood1, 1179 nucleotides long. The record is from the annotation of a GenBank genome assembly. Lineage: Eukaryota; Metazoa; Rotifera; Eurotatoria; Philodinida; Philodinidae.